This is a messenger RNA of Babjeviella inositovora NRRL Y-12698, 1416 nucleotides long. RefSeq names its product PPIL4 family peptidylprolyl isomerase. NCBI's taxonomy places the organism in Eukaryota, Fungi, Ascomycota, Pichiomycetes, Serinales. Gene Ontology annotation, cellular component: nucleus. The transcript is spliced from 2 exons. Bases 1 to 1416 code for a protein of 471 amino acids. Gene Ontology annotation, molecular function: peptidyl-prolyl cis-trans isomerase activity; RNA binding. The record is from RefSeq and is a predicted model, not a curated record. Gene Ontology annotation, biological process: protein peptidyl-prolyl isomerization.
AUGAGUGUCUUGCUUCAAACUUCAGCGGGUGAUAUUGUGAUUGAUCUCUUCGUCAAGGAGAGCCCUAGAGCAUGCUUAAACUUCCUCAAGCUCUGCAAACACAGAUACUACGACUUCAGUCCACUUUUCAAUUUGGAAAAAAACGCCCAUGUUGAGUCUGGGUUGCCGGACUUUCCUCUAAACUAUACCGAAAACGACCUUGGAGUCUCCAUCUGGGGGCUAGGCGGUGAAGAACAGCGUCCCAAGGCCGGCUCUCAGAAAGUGGUGUCCCUGAAAAUUGGCCUUGUCUCCUUCAAGUUAGAUCAGUCUGCCUUUGGAUCGCGCUUCCAGAUUUCUCUCGCCCCUCAGAGCGAGGGUCACGUCUUUGGUACCGUGGCGGAGGGCUUUGACACGCUUGACACGGUCAACCGUCAGCCAGUGGACGCUGAGGGCAGAUUUGAGCAGGACAUUCGCAUCAUCCACACCUAUAUUCUUGAUGACCCGUUCGACGAUGUCGCUGACGUUCCACCCGUCCCGCGCCCCAGCAAGACCCAGCUAUCCACUGUAAGAGGUCUUGAGGUCAGGGGCGUUGAGCUAGACAUGGAAAGCAUGGACGAGGAGACCCGGGAGAGGUAUAUCCGCCAAAGAGAAGCCGAGUCCCGCUCCUUGACACUUGAGCUUAUGGGUGACAUUCCGGCUGCGACGGCGAAACCCCAGGAGAAUGUGUUGUUUGUGUGCAAGCUCAACCCAAUCACCGAGGAUGAUGAUUUGAGGCUCAUCUUUUCCAGGUUUGGCGAGAUCCGGUCGUGCGAAAUCAUCAAGGAUUCCAAGACAAGGCUCAGUUUGUGCUACGCGUUUAUCGAGUUUGCCACUAAGGAGAGCUGCGAGCAAGCGUACUUCAAGAUGGACAGCGUGUUGAUCGACGACCGGCGCAUCAAGGUUGAUUUCAGUCAGAGUGUGGCCAGCUCUACCGCAAAGUGGGAAGAGGGGGAUAAGAGAGGGCAUGAAGGGAGAGGCGGUGAGAGAAAGCGGCAUAGAGAUGAGUCUGGGAGGCAGGGUGCUUACAAUUUGGGGAGUGACAGAGAUUACGACAAACGGAGUAAUGAUUAUGGAAAGAAAGGGUAUGCUGAGAAGAAAGACUACGGCACCAAGCCUAGGGAUCGGGAAGAAGAUCGAAGGGAUUCAAGGCAGCAUGAGGGUGGUUCGAGAAGGUCGUACCGGGAGAGAGAGUCAGGGAAGGCGUAUUUUUCCAGGUCAGAUCAAGGCAGAGAUUCGGAAAAGUCAAGAUCAAAUCAUCGAGAUCUAGCGAGGUAUUCCAGAUCUGACCGGGAUGGGGACUCGGAUAAACAUUCGAGAUCCAAUCGUUAUAGAAAUACCCUGCUGAGCGACCGCAAUGCUUCUAGCUAUUCGCCAAGAUCUGAAAAAAGACAUACAUAA